Dunckerocampus dactyliophorus (ringed pipefish) is the source of this 1759-nucleotide messenger RNA. RefSeq names its product GID complex subunit 4 homolog (gene gid4). The record is from RefSeq and is a predicted model, not a curated record. Gene Ontology annotation, biological process: negative regulation of gluconeogenesis; protein catabolic process in the vacuole; protein targeting to vacuole. The transcript has 6 exons. The coding region runs from base 158 to 847 and encodes 229 amino acids. Gene Ontology annotation, cellular component: GID complex; extrinsic component of membrane. NCBI's taxonomy places the organism in Eukaryota, Metazoa, Chordata, Actinopteri, Syngnathiformes, Syngnathidae.
CGUUGGACAAAUCAGAUUUCGGGAAGUUGAGCUCUCGAUUCAGAUUCCUGUGGAAGUCUCCAGUCAAAAGCAAUUGUACAAAGUUUUGGAUCUGUGGGACUUUGUGCUGCGGACAAACCCUGCUUCUGUCAGUGGCCCCUCUCCUGCUCCAAAGUUCAUGACGGUAGCUGACGGUGACACGUUGCCGCUCGUCAUGCCCGUCCGGACGGAGUGCUGCUAUGUCUCCGACGCGGCCUACACAUCCCCGGCCUCGCUUACCCCUCCUGCCCCAAUUAACGGCCAGCAGCCCGGGGUGGCCACGUCGCUCCUCUACAGUGGCUCGCAGUUUCGGGGCUAUCAGAAGAGCAAAGGGAAUUCCUACGACGUGGAUGUCGUUUUGCAGCAUGUGACUCCAGAGGACUCUUAUUUAUGUGGAUAUUUGAAGAUCAGGGGCCUGACGGAGGAAUAUCCAACGCUCACAACAUUCUUUGCUGGUGAAAUUAUAAGCCGAAAGAGACCUUUUCUAACAAGGAAGUGGGAUGCGGAUGAAGAUGUGGACAGGAAGCACUGGGGCAAGUUUCAGCCUUUUUAUAAAUUUGCCAAAAGCUUCAACUCUGACGACUUUGACUAUGAGGCGCUGGAACACAGUGAUUAUGUCUUCAUGAGAUGGAAGGAGCAGUUCCUGGUCCCCGAUCACACCAUCAAGGACAUCAGUGGCGCAUCGUUUGCAGGCUUCUACUACAUCUGUUUCCAGAAGUCCACAGCCACAAUUGAGGGUUACUACUACCACAGGAGCUCUGAAUGGUACCAAUCACUCAGCUUAAGCCACAUCCAAGAGCACAGUAUGCCUAUUUAUGAAUUUCGCUGAAGAAAAACGACACUCAAGCGUGUUUGUCAAGGAGGAGACGGCACAUGUUGUCCUGGUCUUCAAAAAAAGAUGGAGAGCCACUAUCUGUCCGGACUGGAGCCGCCUCGGUAUCCCCACCGUCGCUCCUGAGGAGGACUCUGAGUAGAAGGCGAGUGGACAGGAUGAAGUAAACGUCUCACAGUGGUUGAAGACAUGUCUACCUGAACACUCUUUUUAAUUUGUCUUUCAUUUAAUUUGCCUGAUUUUAUUUUCAUUAUGUACUCACCUUUUCUCCCAGAAUUAGACACCAAACAACAAUUUAGCCUUAAGUUGAGAACUAUUACUUAUCUUUUUACAUACACAUUCAUUUGUGUAGCAUUUUAAAUCCAAAUCAUGUACAAUGAUGCCUGAACGCGUCCUUGAUGAUUAAUAACCUUUUAUUUGUUUCCAAAUUACAGCAAACAUUGCUUCAGGUGGGCGUUUUCCCUCCUUUUGCAAGCCUAAUCUCUGUCACAACAAGUCAAAGGAUUGAUAAAGCAUGUUGAAACAAGGAAAGAAGGCUUUUUUAUUUUUAUUGUGAGUACAAUUACGAUGAGGACUCCCAAUAUGUGACGUCACAUUCCUGGUGUGUCACUGGUGUUUUUGUGUAGGGGGUGUUGGCACAUCCGUGAUGGGUGUGCACAGAAACCACACGCGCAUUAUGAAGGUGGCGUGCGUGCGUGCGUGUGUAAAAUGCAAUUUUAAUCAUGAGUAAGAAGUCAGUUUUUCGAGAGCUGCAUUCAAACAAAAUGUUUUCCCCCCCUUUGGGGGGGGGGGGCGGAGAGGACAAUUUAAAAAAACUGAAGGUGGGGGGAAAAAAUACUUUUAAAUCUUCUUGAUGGCUUAAGUGAAACCCAUAGUGUGUGUGUCAGUCAUAACUGACAUGAAAGUGAA